Pleurotus ostreatus (oyster mushroom) is the source of this 1476-nucleotide messenger RNA. RefSeq lists its product as uncharacterized. Bases 1 to 1476 code for a protein of 491 amino acids. NCBI's taxonomy places the organism in Eukaryota, Fungi, Basidiomycota, Agaricomycetes, Agaricales, Pleurotaceae. The record is from RefSeq and is a predicted model, not a curated record. The transcript is spliced from 7 exons.
AUGGAAUUCCCGCCUGUCGAACAGCUGGGCUAUGGACUCAACAUGUUGACCACAACGCCCUUGAAGGUUGACGCAGUGAUCGAGUCCAUACGGGCUCCUGUCCGUCUUCUUGACUACGACGAAUACGACACUCGACCCUAUGAAGUCGAUGGAGUUACCUACGCCGUGCCCAAGGCUAUAGGCGUGUCUGCUGACGCCAAUACCAUUAGCAGCACUUUCACUACCUACAAGACCGGUGGCGAAGCAAGCUUUUCGUUCCAGAAUGACGGGUCGCUUGCAUCCUUGUACUGCGGGGUCACAGGAAAUGCAUCUGUCAACGCAGCGACCAACAAGAUGUUUAGAAACACCAACCAAUGGGCCUUUUACUGCUUCUAUAAGAAUAGGUACCUGGCACAGCUGAAGAACUACGGCAGUCUCCUACAAGUCAAUCCCUUGGCGGCAGCAAUUCGGCGACUACCAGAGCAGUUUGACGGCGACAACAAGACUACGGUUGCUGCGUACAAAAACUUCUUUGACACGUAUGGAACCCAUCUCAUCACCAAAGUUCGUCGAGGGUCCCGAUUAUUAUUGCAAGCUUGGGGAGAUAAUUCCGAUCAAACAAUUAACGCUCAAUGGACGGCUUACAUUAGGGCAUAUUACGGAGGAAUCCCCAGCGGCGGCGAGUAUGACGAGUCUGUGAAGCAACAGGCACAUUACCAGACGUUCAAGAACAUUGUUCAGUACUCCAACUCGGUUCAAGGAGGGGAUCCUCAAACUGCAGGGAGGAUUAUGCAGAAUCCAUCCAAAUACGACGAGUUCCAGAAGUGGGCCGACAGCGUUGAUAGCCACGCGUCUCAGCUUUCUGGGUUGGUUGUUACAGAGCUCUGGACAGUGAUGGAGCUCUCGAGCAGCGAAUACCUACAAGAUGCCGCGGCCAGGAUCGAAACUGCCUUCUUGUUCAUUCUAAACAACCCAUCCGUCUACAAAACUGCUGUGACUCUGCAUGUCGAGUCUGACUGGGCUGAGUUCGGCCUGAUUACUCCGAGCGCUGUGAUCUUGCCAGGCGAGAGGAUACCGAACCUCACUGUGAUCAGUGAGACGAAGGUCAAUUUCGGUAAAGAGAAGUCGCAUGUUUACUAUCGCGAGAUAAUCAACUUCUACGUCGUCAAUGACGGCUCCCCGAUCGACUUUUACAUCUCGCAUGGUUCCCUUGCGGGCGCAGGCAAGGGUACUGCUAGAAUCGUUAUGGCUGGGAAAUCAUACGAGAAUAACGACAUUAUUGACGAUGAUUAUAACACGAAGUGGUUCUAUCAAGCACCUGUGGGCGGCACUCCUGAGUCCUUCCAUUUGAAACAUCGGGUUGGUGGAAUCAAUGCCUGGGAUGCAACGCUGGACGCGUACCUGAAGACCCAAAGGGUAGAGGAGGGGCCAACGAUUGGCCACGUUCGGGUUGGUCGUGAUGGUGGCUGUCAACGUGAAGAAGGAAGUAAAGAGUAG